Messenger RNA from Anguilla anguilla (European eel), 2000 nucleotides. Its product is annotated as zinc finger CCCH domain-containing protein 10-like. Lineage: Eukaryota; Metazoa; Chordata; Actinopteri; Anguilliformes; Anguillidae. Gene Ontology annotation, molecular function: metal ion binding. The coding region runs from base 295 to 1899 and encodes 534 amino acids. The record is from RefSeq and is a predicted model, not a curated record. The transcript has 3 exons.
UGUCUCCUCUGUCUUAUCGCCUCGUGCUCUGAAAAGCACCAUAGAUGAGAGUGAGCUCCUCCCACUUGUCUCUCUGGAAAAGAAUCUGGCCUUGGAGGACCAAUUUUAACGUACGAAAGGACGUUCUGUGAUUGAACAAAUUAUAUUUGCAAGUGCCGUGAAGGCAGGCUGCAUCAAAAGGAGUUUCAGGACCAGGAGCAGACAUUUAUCGCAGAAUUCACCGCCUAGCAGAGAAACGCACAUCCGCAUUCACACACAUGUGCGGUGUUUGCCCGUCGCCUCGGGCCAAGCGCCAUGCCUGGCCGGGACGGAGGUGCUGGCGGAAGCAGCGGGACAGGAGCGGGCACUAACGCGGGUGAAGAGGCCGGUGUUGGGGGAGGCGUCGUAACAGGGGGACCGGGCGGCGCCGGGUCUGCAAAUAUAGCGGGAAGCGCAAGUAUGGGAGGCGGUGGGGUGCUGGGGAACGGAAACAGCUGCGGGGGCCCGGGGUCGGGCCCCGACCUGGAAGACGUCUGCAGAGACUUUCUGCGCAACGUGUGCAAGCGGGGAAAGCGCUGCCGCUUUCGGCACCUGGACUUCAGCGAGGUGCCGGACCUCGGCGCGCAGAAGAACGAGUUCGUCUUCUGCCACGACCACCAGAACAAGGAGUGCACGCGCCCGAACUGCCGCUUCGUGCACGGGUCCAAGGAGGACGAGGACUACUACAAGCAGACGGGCGAGCUUCCGCCGAGGCUGCGCAGCAGGGUGGCCGCGGGCCUGGGCCUGUCGCCCACGGAGCUGCCCUACAGCCGGGGCGAGGUGCCCCUCUGCAGGGACUUCCUGAAGGGCGAGUGCCAGCGCGGAAACAAGUGUAAGUUCCGGCACGUUCAGAAGGACCGGGACUACGACCCCGGGAGGGUGGGGGCGGGGGGGGGCAUGGGGGUGGGUAUGGCGAGCGCGGGGGGUGUGGGAGGGGUAGGAGGAGGGGGCGGCCCCGGGGUGGGAAUGUCGGGUUUCGUAGGGGGUGUAGGGGGCGGUAAUUUGAUGGGGAUGGGAUGCCAGAGCUUGGGCAGCUACAGGGAUCAGGGUGUGUCGGUGGGCGGGGUAGGGGUGGGGGGGAUGGGAGGCUGCUUCCCCAUGGGGCCGCCCGGGCCCCGGCGCUUCGACCGAGGCCCCUGCUCGCCGUACGACCCGGGGUUCGAGGGCGGGGCCUACGAAGGCGGGCCCCUGGAGGCCCCCAUGGACCCCGCCGCCCUGCAGCUGAAGAGGCGCCGGAUGGACGGGAUGCGAUUGGCUGACGGAGGCGGGGCCCCCUACGACCUGGGGAUGCAGGCCGCGCCCGUGCCACGCCCGGUGGACUACAGGCUGCUGGAGGAGGAGAACGCCCUGCUGAGGAAGCGGGUGGACGAGCUGAAGAAGCAGGUCUCAAACCUCAUCGCCACCAACGAGGUCCUGCUGGAGCAGAACGCCCAGUUCCGCAGCCAGGCCAAAGUGAUGUCGCUGUCCUCGUCCCCCGCCCCCUCCGAGCAGAGUCUGGCGCCCCCAGUGGGGCCCGUCAGCUCCUACAACCACAGCAUCGCUCAGACGCACACCACGCUGAGCAGCGCGGGCCUGCAGCCCCGCCCCGUCGCCCAGCAGGACCCCGGGGCGCCCCCGGCCAACGCCGCCCCGCCCGCUGCCCCCCCGCCCCACCUCAACCCCGAGAUCGCCCCGCUCUCCGCCGCCGCCCUGGCCCAGACCAUCGCCCAGGGCAUGGCGCCGCCCCCCGUCUCCAUGGCGCCCGUGGCGGUUUCCGUGGCGCCCGUGGCCGUGUCCAUGGCGCAGCCCCUGCCGGGGAUCACCAUGAGCCACGCCACCUCCCCCAUGGUGUCGUACCCGAUCGCCAGCCAGAGCAUGCGGAUCACCGCCCUGCCGCACUGACGGGGGGUGGGGGAGACGCUCCCACCCCUGCUGUGCCCUACUGCUCUGAGGACUGCCCCGCACCACCCCCCCAACAACUGAGGGUCACUGCCAUGUAAAUC